This is a messenger RNA of Saprolegnia diclina VS20, 1365 nucleotides long. RefSeq lists its product as hypothetical. Lineage: Eukaryota; Oomycota; Saprolegniomycetes; Saprolegniales; Saprolegniaceae. The coding region runs from base 1 to 1365 and encodes 454 amino acids. Gene Ontology annotation, molecular function: protein binding. The transcript is spliced from 8 exons. The record is from RefSeq and is a predicted model, not a curated record.
AUGGUGUCGCCGCUCGAUCUCGGCGCUGCGCUGAGCAACGACGCGCGGCGGGCGGCGUGGACAACCGCGCUCGGACGCCGCAUCGAGCAUCUCCAACGGCGCAGCCCCCUCAGCUACUUGGACUAUGGCGCCAACGUCUCACGGACGACGCGCCAUGACGUUGCCAAGGACGCACCCAGGAGCGGCCUCGUGGACGGUCCGCGCGACGAAGCGGCGCUGCAGCGCGUUCUUCUGGCCUACGCCGUGCGCAAUGCCACCGUUGGGUACUGUCAGGGCAUGCACGUGCUUGGCGCUAUGCUACUGCGGCAUCUGCAUGACGAAGGCACAGUGUUUUGGGCGCUGGCCAUUGUUGUGGAGGAGCUAUUGCCCGACUACCACACGCCCGACAUGGCGGGUCUCGCCGCUGACCACGCUGUUCUGACGACGCUUCUGCCCACAUUGGUGCCGGUGGUUGCUGCGCAGCUGGCGGCUGCGGGCCUUGAACCGCCGGCGUUUGCGACCAAGUGGUUUGUGACUGCCUUUGCGAAUACACUCCCACUCCGCGUCGCUCAGCGUAUCUGGGAUGCGCUCUUGUUGCGCUUGGCGUCGUCAUCGGCGGACGCUGGCUGCAUCCUACUCGGCACCGCCGCAGCACUCCUAUCGACAAUGACACGGGUCGAUCUUCCGGAGGAUGACGACCCAAUGUCAUUGCUGCAGUGCAUACAAUCCAUACCCGACCAGUACUUGGUGACAGUAGAGGACCAAGACGCCUUUUUGGCUCUCGCAUUUGCCUUUGCCGAGCGCCUUUGCCCUUUCGAGGUGUCGCAAAUGCGAAGCGCCUACGCGCGCGAGGAGGCCGUGCAGGCCGAUGCCAAGCAUCGACUAACUGCGAGUCCGUCGCCGGCAUGGGCCAUCGCUCUCUACGACGCCGCGCCAACAAAGUUGCGUCCGCGCGGUUUUUUGCGGUGGCGAAAAUCGAAAAAGACGCCACUUUUACUCGACUAUGACGUGGCGUUUUCUCCGGGUGCUCUUGGUCUCGUGCUCGCACAAGACAAGGUCGACAGUGCGGUUCGCGUGUAUGGGUAUAACUCGACAACCGCCAUCGGGAAGCAGUGCAGCAUGAUCCAGCCCGGCGACGCCAUCAUGGCAGUCAACGGCGUGGACUGCACGAACCGACCGCUGCUCCAGGUGGUCCACGAGCUCGCAACGCGCACAGAUCGAUAUCGUAUCGUACAGUUCCAGCGCACGAUACAGCGCGUCGUCGCCGCGCGGACGGCGACAUCGCCCCUGUACUCGACCGAAGGGCUCGUGCAUGCAUCGCCCGUGGCGCCGAGAGCUUCGUUUGCCCAGUUCUUUGCGCGGCACCGAAGUCCUCAUAUGGCCUAA